AUGGCGGACGCAGGUGAGCAAUUUUGCGAUUUUAUUUCGUUUUAUUUUGUAAUUUUGACAGGUUUUCAUGCGUGAUUUUCUCUUUUAUAAUGUGUUGUGUUGUUUAUAAACUAUUAGACUGUUGUAUUUCAGCGAGAGAUUUGUUGUAUUCCUUAUAAAACGGUGAUAUAUAUUCAAUAUCUUCCGGGCAUGGGGCAGUGUAUCAAUAUAUUGCAUAGGGCAGUACCCAUGUACGGUACAUUUGUAACUUAUAUUAUUCACUGAGACCGAGGAAAACAGCGUGUUUUGUGCCCCGAGACCACUGUAAAUAAGUGUUUUAUUAUAUAGCAAUUGUCAAAGUCUCAAUUAUUCAGCUGGUAUUCCAAAAGUGUAAUAAAACCGACCGGCAGACAUGCGUAAACUCUUGAAAGAACUUUAUUUUGAACUUGCUGGUUCAUGCGAACAGCUUGUGCCUCACUUGCAGUUUUAUUAUUGACCGGUCAAUAAUAGACAAUUCCCAUUAUAGACUAAUUUUUUAUCUUGGCAAAAAAAGUAUAUUCCCGGAAAGAGCAUACUAAAAUGAGUAAAAUUGCAAAGUUUGGUUGCAAAAUGUUGUAAAAUGCGUAAAAAAUAUAGCUUGCAAAGUUCGCAAAUUUUGUAUACUUUUUUAUGUGCAGAAAUUGCUACCACAUUUCGGCCCAAAUGUGGCAGCAAUUUCCGCACGCAAUACAAAAGUAUACAAAAUUUGCAAACUUUGCAUGGAUAUAUUUUACGCAUUUUACAACAUUUCGCAACCAAACUUUGCAAUUUUACUCAUUUUAGUACACUCUUUCUAGCUGUGGUGAUUUAUUUGCAUCUCCUUGUCUAGUUUCAAAAUUAGUCUAUAAUGGGAAUUGUCUAUUGUUUCAUUGUUGACCGGUUGCCCACUCACCAAAGCAUGCAGUGAACAUGACAUUUUGUGGACCGACAUGUGAUAAAGUUUUGUCCAAUGGCAAACAGGAAAAUUAAACUUGGACACUUGGUAUAUAAUAAUUUAUAUAUUAGUCAGGCAGAUAGAGGACCACAAUUAUGGAAAACUUGGGACAAUUCCAUUUUGCCUUCAUAUUGUGCCCUGAAGGCUAGUAAGUACGUUUCUGUAUGUUGGCCGCGUUAAAAUUUCUUGUGGGCUCCUACCGACAUGUUUUUCUUCGAAUUUUGUAUUAUGAAAUUUCUGAUGCAUUUCUAAUACAAAUGACUUGCAUCAAUAGAAAGCUAACAAAAAAUUACAUAUAAGACAUUUAAAUGCUUAGUUGGGAUUUUCGAGUUGUUGCUGUUUUAAAUGUGAAAAAUCAGCCAAAAUCUCGCAAAAUUCCUGGGUACUAGUCUGAAAACACGCAUUCAACAGCUCAUAACUCACGAAGAACUUGAAAAACCUGGGUAACCGUUUAAAUGUCUUAUAUGUAGUUUUUUGCAAGCUUUCAAAUGAUGUAAAUCAUUUGUGUUAGAAGAAAUGUAUUUGAAAUUUCACAUUUUUUAACUGUAAUAGAGUUUAAUACAACAUUCGAAGAAAAACGUGUCGGCAGGAGCCCACAAGAAAUUUUAAUGCAGCCAACAUACAGAAACGUACUUACUAGCCUUCAGGGCACAAUAUGAAGGCAAAAUGGAAUUGUCCCACGAUAUAGUAAGUUUUUUCCUUCUAUAUCUGCCCGACUAUACUGUAUUUGUUCAAUUCCUGAAUUGUUUUGUUCAGAUCUGGAGUUGGAUUCAGAGCGGGCGUCGGCAAACUUGACGCACCAGACGGUGAGGAAGAAUAUUUCAUUGAAACUAAAACCCAAAACUGAAGGAAAGUCGAAGAAAAAAGACAAGAAAAAAAGCGAGAAGAAAAUCCAUAGUGAAGGUAGGGCAACUAGUUGUUUAGGUGCCAUUCAGCCAGGGUGAAUUUCUCAAUUUUCUGCCCUGAAGAUUUUUUCGAAUUCAUGUAAAGCUGCGCCAAAAUCUGUGCCAAGAAAAUCGUCGCAAAAAAAUAUGCGGUUUUUGGGAAUUUCCGAAAUUUUCACCUAUGCGGGUGGGGGCUGAGAAACUACAGUAAUAUGCAACAAAUACUGCAGUGGCGUUAUGUAAACAUGUGCUCAAAACUAUUGCUCAAAACUAUUGAAUAUACUGAGUGUACUGUUCCACUUGGCUAGGCGUAAAAAAAAAUACCUGUGGUUCCGGUUUCAUAUCGUGAAGAAAUUAGGGUCGGUAGGUCGGAAAUAGAUUAAAAAAAUUUUUUUUUUCAUGGUUUUGGCAGUUUUUUGCUGGGAGAUUUGCAGUAGAGUCCCGACAUCAAUAUUAACUAGAGAUGCGUAUUUCCUAUGGACGAAUUUAGACAAUUUGGUUCAAUAAUUAGUGUGACAACAGACGCCAUUUUGGCACACUGUUGAAAAAAUAAUAGGGUCGGCAGAAAAAAAUAGAGUCGGUCGGGAACCAGAACCACAGGUAUUUUUUUUACGCCUUAUGACUAUAUUUAAAUUUUUUAUACGUUUCUCAAGCAGCAGCAAACUUAAAAAGUAUGUUUAGUGUGGUUUACUGUAUCUGUAAAAUGACAACAUUUAGUUUGACAACUGAACUUGUUAGUAUUGCAUAGUUACAGUGUCCAAUUUUUCAAUGUUCUCUUGUCAGGGCGCAAAAUACAGUAACGGCCGGCCAACGGAAAAUGUCCGGCCAGAAUGCGGAGUUGUCCGGUCAAAUUCUUACCUUGCUGGUUAUUUUGACAGGUCACUUUUGGUAAAAGAACAAACUAAUCUUCAUUUGAAUUAAUAAUCAAAAUACACAAAGUUGUCAAGUUUUAUAAAUAAGAACCAAUUUUUUGGUGUCGAAUAUUUUGCGGGAAAAGAACUUCAACGUACGCCAGCUUUCCCCCAACGCAUUACGUCACAAAGCCCAUGGCCAUGCCUUUCGCUUAAGAGUUAAGGCCAUGCUUUUAGCGCAGUGCAAGCUGUUUUAUGUGAAGGAUUAAUUACUGAUUACAGUAGUCAGUAAGGCUUUUUGUAAUGCUAUACUGGGAAAAUAGUCACUUUUUUAGGGGUAUACUUUACUAGGCUUUGCUUUAAGCUGAAUAAUUUGACCGGCCAGAAAAUCGGUAUCUCCGAGCUAAAAUUGAGUUGGCCGGUAACAUUGACCGGCGAUCCUCCAGCCGUUAUUUUGCACUCUACUUGUGGUCCCAGGAAGUAAAAUUUUUUUCACGUUUGCAGGUGAGAAAGAGAGCAAGAAGAAAAAGACAUCAAGCGAAUCAGCGUCUUCUGCAACAAAACCUGUCAAUGAAUUACUUUGGAAUCAACCG
This is a messenger RNA of Paramuricea clavata, 3280 nucleotides long. Lineage: Eukaryota; Metazoa; Cnidaria; Anthozoa; Malacalcyonacea; Plexauridae. The record is from the annotation of a GenBank genome assembly.